Molecule: messenger RNA, 456 nt
Organism: Cladocopium goreaui
Lineage: Eukaryota; Dinophyceae; Suessiales; Symbiodiniaceae
Source: the annotation of a GenBank genome assembly
AUGUCCAUUGAGGCCGUGAGGUUGCGUGGGCGCUUGGUACAGCAGCGGGCCAUGAACGCCCGGGCACCUUCAUCGUCAAGUCACUUCAGCCGCAGGAGCCCCGUGCAAGUGUACACUUCGGUGGAAGCAGUGGAUGAACCGAUGACCGUGCAGGUGGAGGCCAGCCCAGUGCCUCCGGGCAGCCCGCCAGCGGAGCCCGAGUCCGCGGCGGCCGCGGCGGCGGCCGCGGCAUGGCUUCAGGCUGAGUCGCCCAGCCCGCGCAGACGGUUUCGAGUGACCACCAGCCCAACUCGGUGUAGAAGCAAUGAGCGCUACACUUUGGCAUGUAAGGCAGCCACCAGUGAUGGAGACUAUCGACAGUUAUUGGAACAGCACCGGCGCGAAAUUCGCGAACAACGCGAGGCUGCAAGACGCAGUUCGCCGGAGCGAGUGCAGUGGGGCGUUUGGGCCAAAUGA